Messenger RNA from Theobroma umbraticum, 913 nucleotides. RefSeq names its product multiprotein-bridging factor 1b-like. Gene Ontology annotation, molecular function: DNA binding. Lineage: Eukaryota; Viridiplantae; Streptophyta; Magnoliopsida; Malvales; Malvaceae. The record is from RefSeq and is a predicted model, not a curated record. Gene Ontology annotation, cellular component: nucleus.
GAAUGAGAUAUGGCCGCUCGCUUUGAACAAAUUUAGUUUAACAAAUUAAGACACUUGGAUUCCUUUACCUUACACCCAAAUCGAAUCAAAAAAAAGGUUAAGACAACAGAACCAAUGGCCGGAAUCGGACCUUUAACUCAAGACUGGGAACCGGUGGUUAUUCGGAAAAAGGCCCCAAGCGCCGCCGCCAAGAAGGAUGAGAAAGUCGUCAACGCCGCCCGUCGGGCAGGCGCCGAGAUCGAAUCCAUCAAAAAAUCAAAUGCUGGGACGAACAGGGCAGCAUCAAGUAGUACUUCUUUGAACACCAGGAAGCUUGAUGAAGAAACUGAAACUCUUACUCAUGAUCGAGUGUCAACUGAACUAAAGAAAGCCAUCAUGCAGGCUCGAAUGGAGAAGAAACUUACCCAGGCUCAACUUGCUCAGGUGAUCAAUGAGAAACCCCAGAUUAUACAAGAGUACGAAUCUGGAAAAGCCAUUCCUAAUCAACAGAUAAUUGGUAAAUUGGAGAGGGCUCUUGGUACAAAGCUGCGAGGGAAGAAGUGAGGCAGGUCUUGUAGUAAACAUCAAACAGAACUCAAAUCUAAUCCAGCAUCUGUGGCCUAAAUCUUGGUGGUGUAAAUGAACGUUAUCUACCAUUGUUAUGGCUCGCUUGCAAGAACAAUGUCUUUGACUUCGUGUGAUGACUAGACUGAAAUAGAGUGUGUGUUCUUGACUCUUACAUGGGAUUUUCUGUGCUGUUUGUGGUUUGCUGUUGUCCAUUUCGAAUAAUUUCCGUCAGAGACACCCCUUUGGUAAUACAGAUGAAGAGUUCAGCUGUUAAAAACACCAAUAACAAUAUGUUUGGCGUUUUAACUUGUUGCAAUUGGAAUUUUAUGCUUGGAAAUAUUAUAUUAACAUGGAUUUGCUUGCUGCC